Molecule: messenger RNA, 2122 nt
Organism: Acomys russatus (golden spiny mouse)
Lineage: Eukaryota; Metazoa; Chordata; Mammalia; Rodentia; Muridae
Gene: Ces4a
Product: carboxylesterase 4A
Exons: 14
Coding region: 150-1868 (572 amino acids)
Source: RefSeq, a predicted model, not a curated record
CACAGCUGGUGAGAAGCUUGGUCAUAACUCCUCCAGCCCUGGCCCCUGAUGAUGGGAAUGGAAAAGAUAAAGGCAGAAGUUUCUGGUGCUUGCUCACUGCCCUCACAGCUCCCUUCUGACCCCGUGAGUGUGGGCAUCCCCGUAGCUGUAUGAUGCCCAUGGCGGAAGCUGGCUGGAACAUGAAUCGGAUUCUGGCCUUGAGCCUCACCCUGUGCCUCAUAGUCCAGAUGGCUUUAGGUGCUUUGCACACCAAGAAACCUCUGGUGGUCACCAAACAUGGGAUCCUACAAGGAAAGCUAACGCAUGUGGGAAACACGCCCGUCAGAGUCUUCCUGGGAGUCCCCUUCUCCAAACCUCCCGUGGGUGCCCGCAGGUUUGCUCCUCCAGAGCCUCUGCAACCCUGGGACGGCAUCAGAGAUGCCACCACCUUCCCGCCUUCGUGCCUUCAGGAAACCUGGGGGCAGUUAGCUUCCAUGUACUUAAGCACUCGGAAAUAUUAUAAGUGGCUGAGUUUCAGCGAGGACUGUCUCUACCUGAACGUGUACGCCCCAGUGCUUGCACCUGGGGACCCUCUGCUGCCGGUGAUGGUUUGGUUCCCCGGAGGCGCCUUCCUCAUCGGCUCAGCUUCCACCUACGAAGGCACGGAAUUGGCCGCCCGUGAAAAAGUGGUGCUGGUGUUUCUGCAGCACAGGCUGGGCAUCCUGGGCUACUUCAGCACGGGCGACAGCCAGGCCCGCGGGAACUGGGGGCUGCUGGACCAGAUAGCCGCUCUGCGCUGGGUGCAGGAGAACAUCAAGGCCUUUGGUGGAGAUCCAGACAGUGUAACACUGUUUGGCCAGUCGGCAGGAGCUAUGAGCGUCUCAGGACUGCUGAUGUCACCCCUAACCCAGGGUCUAUUCCAUCGAGCCAUUUCCCAGAGUGGUACUGCGAUAAUCAAAGCCUUCAUCACUCAUGAUCCAUUGAAGUCAGCCAAGAAGAUUGCUCACCUGGCUGGCUGCAGCCACAACAGCACAAGGAUCAUGGUAGAAUGCCUGAGGGGUCUAUCAGGGGACGAGGUGAUGCGCGUCUCCAAGAAGAUGACAUUCUUUCGUGUGAACUCCAAGAAAGAUCCAGAAGAUAUUGUAUGGUUCCUGAGCCCUGUGGUGGAUGGUGUGGUGUUCCCAGAGGACCCUGUGGAGCUCCUGACCAGCGGGCAGGUUACACGUGUGCCCUACCUGCUAGGUGUCAACAACGGAGAGUUCGAGUGGAUAUUGCCUUUUAUCAUGAAGCUCCGGGUAAAUCAGCAAGUCAUGAACAUGAAUUACUUCACCAAACUGCUCUGGAGUGUCAGCACACUGAUGAAUAUCACUAAAGAGCAGGUUCCACUGGUGGUGAAGGAGUACUUGGACGACGCUACCAAUAAACAUGACUGGAAGAUGUUCCGAAACCACAUGAUAGACAUGGUUGGAGAUGCCACCUUCGUGUAUUCCACACUUCAAGCUGCACGCUAUCACCGGGAUGCUGGCUUCCCCGUCUAUCUGUAUGAGUUCAAGCACCAUGCUCCCUCAAGCCUAAUCAUCAAACCUCGGAAGAACAUAGCAGACCACGGAGACGAGCUUUCCUAUAUCUUCGGAAGCCCUUUCUCCAAAGGCACAUUCAAAAGAAAGGAAAAGGAAUUCAGCCUCCAGAUGAUGAAAUACUGGGCCAACUUUGCCCGCACUGGGAACCCCAAUGACGGAAAGCUGCCCUACUGGCCACGCUUUGACAAGGAUGAAAAGUACCUGCAGUUGGAUUUCGAGACAAGGGUGGGUGUGAAGCUUAAGGAGGAAAAGAUGGCUUUCUGGAAAAGGCUUCGUCAGCCUCAGAGACCAGAGAAGCACCAGCCAUAGUGAGAGUGACCAAGCGACAGGGAACUAUCCUACCAUCUUGCCUCAAGGAGGCUGGCCCUGGAUACAUCUGACGACAAGAGUCCUGUCCACUCAACCUAGGACCUGUAGAAGCUCCCGACUGCCUUCAGGAUAGAUCUGGAGCCCUAGCCCACCAUUUGGGGCUCAGCACCCCCUGUCCAACCUGGUACCCAUGACACAUCAUAUCUCACUGUCUACACUAGGCCAGGCCUUUCAUCACACUGUGCCCAGCCUCA